GUGCAGAUCGAGGUGCUCUUCCCGGGCGACGAGGAGACGUACCCGCAGAUCGGCGACGUCGUCCGGUGCCACUACGUCUGCAAGCUCCACGACGGCGGCAAGGAGAUCGAGAACACGCGCAAGUCGAAGCGCACCUUCGAGUUCGUGCUGGGCAUCGGCCAGGUCAUCCGCGGCUGGGACCGGGGCGUGCUCCAGAUGUCCUUCGGCGAGCGGUCGAAGCUGACGAUCUCGCCCGAGUACGGCUACGGCUCCGACGGCGUCAAGCCGCUCAUCCCGCCCAACGCGAAGCUCAUCUUCGACCUCGAGCUGCUGCGC
Messenger RNA from Aureococcus anophagefferens, 315 nucleotides. RefSeq lists its product as hypothetical. NCBI's taxonomy places the organism in Eukaryota, Pelagophyceae, Pelagomonadales, Pelagomonadaceae. Gene Ontology annotation, molecular function: peptidyl-prolyl cis-trans isomerase activity. The transcript has a single exon. The annotation marks the transcript as partial. The record is from RefSeq and is a predicted model, not a curated record.